CAGGUCCGAUCCCGGCCCUCUUGCACCCUGAUCUGAGCCCCCCCGGCCGAGAGCUCUAACCUGCCGCCACCGAAAGCCCUAAAGAUGAACAAGGAAACCACCGAGGUCUCAGAAAACAGCCACCACCUGAAGGUCUUCCUGCCCAAGAAGCUGCUGGAGUGCGUGUCCAAGUGCCCCGGCUUGCCGAAGGAGCGCCUGCGCUGGAACACCAACGAGGAGAUCGCCUCCUACUUGAUCACCUUUGAGAAACAUGAGGAGUGGCUUUCGUGCUCGCCCAAGACCAGACCCCAGAACGGCUCCAUCAUUCUGUACAACCGCAAGAAGGUGAAGUACCGGAAAGACGGCUACUGCUGGAAGAAGCGGAAGGACGGCAAGACCACCCGCGAGGACCACAUGAAGCUGAAAGUGAAGGGGGUGGAGUGUCUCUACGGCUGCUACGUUCACUCGUCCAUCGUCCCCACAUUCCACCGGCGCUGCUACUGGCUGCUGCAGAAUCCGGACAUCGUGCUGGUGCACUACCUGAACGUCCCGGCCGUCGAGGACUGCGGCAAGCCCUGCGGGCCGGCCCUGUGCUCCAUCGGCAGCGACCGCAAGGAGUGGCUGAAGUGGUCGCAGGAGGAGCUGGUGGGCCAGCUCAAGCCCAUGUUCCAUGGGAUCAAGUGGACCUGCAGCAGCGGGAACGGCACCGCAGAGUUCUCCAUCGAGCAGCUGGUGCAGCAGGUCCUGGAGAGCCACCAGGCCAAGGUCCCUCGGACGCACGCCUGCCUCUGCAGCAGCGGCCUGGGCAGUCCCGGGCACGUCCCUCACAAAUGCAGCAGCACGAGGCACCGGAUCAUCUCCCCCAAGCUGGAAGUCCGCCCCGGCCCCCACCCCGCCCUGACGGACGUGCGGAACGUCUCGGGGGGCCCCGAGGUCAAGGCUGACCCGGAGCCGGCCAGGCCCCCCGGCCCCGACAGCACGGACCGCAACGGGGCCCCGGCCGCCUCGCCCGGCGGGGCCGACGCCGUCCCCGACUCCACGCAGCCCUCGCCCGGCCCGGCCCGGCCCGGCGGCUUCCCUGCGCCCGAGCUGCCAGCCGUCACCCUGGCCGUCGGCCUCCCGGCCAGCAUCCUGGUCAUGACGGGGCUGGGCGGCGCCGAGAAGCCGCUGGCGCUGACCCCCAGCCAGCACCUGGUCUCGGGGGACGGCGGGGGCGCGCCAGCCACCCCGCUGGGCCUGGCGCUGCUGCCCGGCCCGGGCCUGGUGCUCUCGCAGAGCCUGGGCACUGGCAUGGAGGCGGGCGAGGCGGGCGAGGCGGCCUUCGACCCGGACCGCUUCCUGAACAGCCCCAAGCGGGGCCAGACCUAUGGGGGCGGGCCGGGGCUGCAGCCCAAGCCGGAGCCCCCGGAGGACGCCGCCCCCCCGCCCUUCCCGCUCUACCUGCCCGCCAACCGCUUCUUCAUCCAGGACGACCCGGCCGGGCAGCCGCCGGCCCCGGGCGCGCCCCCCGCCACGGCCGGCCCCGAGCCCAGGGGCGCCCCCGAGGUGCCCAUGGAGACGGCGGGCGAGGGGGGCCCUCUGGCCGGGCCGGGGCCCCCCGGGGACGGCAAGCCGGCCCGGGCGGCGGCAGCCGAGAUCUCGGCGACGGAGCUGCAGGAGGAGCUGUACUCCAUGAUCCAGACGGUGGCGGCCGCGGCCGCGGGCAGCUCCUUCGGCCUCUCGUUCGACAGCCACUUCCCCGACCUCAUCAGCGAGCUCCUGCCCGACGAGGCCGCGAGCUGCGGCGCCCGUGGCAUGGAGGGGGCCGAGGGCCCGGGGCCCGCCCUGCCGGAGCCGCUGGUGGAGCCCAGCUUUGGGGCCAAGGGGCCCCCCGGGGGUUCGCCCCAGCCCCUGGUGUCCAUCACGGACUUCUCGCCCGAAUGGUCCUACCCUGAGGGCGGCGUCAAGGUGCUGAUCACGGGCCCCUGGACCGACGAGACGGAGCGGUACCACUGCCUCUUCGACCAGGUCGCGGUGCCGGCCUCCCUCAUCCAGCCCGGGGUGCUGCGGUGCUACUGCCCAGCGCACGAGGCCGGGCCGGCGCCCCUGCACGUGGCCACGCAGGACUCCCGCCUGCUCUCGUGGCCGGUCCUGUUCGAGUACCGGGCCCGCAACUUCCUGGCGCCCCCCAGCACGCCGCUGGACUGGCUCUCGCUGGAUGAUAACCAGUUCAGGAUGUCCAUCUUGGAGCGCCUGGAGCAGAUGGAGAAGCGCAUGGCUGAGAUGGUGGCCUCCGCGGGGCCCCCCACGCAGCCGCGGGGGGAGAGGAAGCCCCCCAGCCAGGUGAGGGGGGGCGGUGCCGCCCCGGACGCCUUCGAGGAGCGCAUCGUGGCCCUGUGCGAGACGAUGAUGGGCCAGUCCUGCUGGCUGCGCUCCGAGACCCUCGUGCGCCACUCCAGCUUCCGGGGGAUGACGCUGCUGCACUUGGCCGCCGCCCAGGGCUACACCCGCCUGAUCGAGAGCCUGCUCAAGUGGCGGACCCUCGGCGCGCAGAGCCUGGACCUGGAGCAGGAGGUCGACCCGCUCAACGUCGACCACUUCUCCUGCACGCCGCUGAUGUGGGCCUGUGCCCUGGGCCACAUGGACGCGGCCCGCCUCCUCUACCACUGGAACCGCCACGCCCUCUCCAUCCCGGACUCCCUGGGCCGCCUGCCGCUCACCGUGGCUCGUUCCCGGGGCCACGUCAAGCUGGCCACGUGCCUGGAGGAGCUGCAGCGCCAGGAAGAGGCGGCCCCGGACCCGCCGGGCCCCGAGCCCGCUGCGGAGCGCCCCGGGAGCGCCAGCAAGGCGUGUGGGGGCCCCCGGCGCCCCGCGGAAGCGCUGCACAUCCCGUCCCCGCUCUCGGCUAGCCCGGACACAGGGCUGAGCACCGCCAGUGGCGUCUCCUCCCCCUCCGAGCUCUCCGAGGGCUCCCUCUCCGUCGCCUCGGCCUACUCCAGCGCCUCGGCCCUGCGCGAGUCCCCGGCCUACAGCCCCGAUGCGGAGGGGGCCAUGGACGUCUGCCAGCCCCCCGUGCCGGACGGCAUCGCCAGGUGGUACCUGCGGGAUGCCCCCAGCCCCCCCGGCCUGCCGCACACCCCCUUCUUCAUGGACUACGAUGAAGUGGGGGCCGCGGCCCUGGCCGGCGGGACGGAGCCGGACCUGGAGCCCGAGCUGCUGGGCUAUGAGGAGAACACUGAGAACCAGGGGUACCUGCCAGCUGUGGACGCCCUGCAGGUGGACGUGAUCACGCUGGCCAAGCAGAUCGUGGAGGCCACGCCGGAACACAUCAAGCAGGAGGACUUCAGCUCCGCCGAGACGCCCCUGCGAGAGCGGCCGGGGAACGUGGGCCUGAGCGAGACCAUGUCCUGGCUGGCCAGCUACCUGGAGAGCGUGGACCAGCUGCCCAGCGCCUCCCAGCGGCGGUCCCCCUCGGGCCACGGCUGCCUCAGCCCACUGCACUCGCCGCUGGGCGACCUGGCUCUCGAGCGCCUCCCGCCCCCGCCCACGGCGGCCGGCUGGGCCGAGUUCCUCAACGCCUCCGCCAACGGGAAGAUGGAGAGCGAGUUCGCCCUGCUGACGCUCUCGGACCACGAGCAGCGAGAGCUGUACGAGGCCGCCAAGGUCAUCCAGACGGCCUUCCGCAAGUACAAGGGCCGGCGGCUGAAGGAGCAGCAGGAGGUGGCGGCUGCCGUCAUCCAGCGAUGUUACCGCAAGUACAAGCAGCUCACCUGGAUUGCGCUGAAGUACGCGCUCUACAAGAAGAUGACGCAGGCGGCCAUCCUGAUCCAGAGCAAGUUCCGCAGCUACUACGAGCAGAAGAAGUUCCAGCAGAGCCGGCGCGCGGCGGUCCUGAUCCAGCAGUGCUACCGCAGCUACAAGGAGUACGAGAGGCUGAAGCAGGGGCACCGCGCCUCGUCCGCCAUGCAGCAGAAGAUCAAGGGAACCUUCCUCACCAAGAAGCAGGAUCAGGCCGCCCGCAAGAUCAUGCGGUUCCUGCGGCGGUGUCGACACAGGAUGAAGGAGCUGAAGCAGCGCCAGGAGGUGGAAGCCCCCGGCCAGAAGCGCGGCCUGGCGACUUAGCUGGCGGCGGUGGCGGCAAGGGAGAGCGGACGGCUGCGGGCCGGCCCGCUCUGCAGGAGCGGCGGGAGGCCACGCUUGGCCGUCCGCGCGUUCCCCCGCUCCAGGACUGUGCAAUAGAGACAGAGCCUCUGCCCCGCUGCGGGCAGGGGCAGUGGCGGUGCCCGAGCACCGAGGCCUCGGGCCGAGGCCCCGCACGCUUCGCCUUACGCCUGUGCCAAGCCCGGCCCUUCCCUCCCGGGGUGAGCCGGCCCGGCGGGCGGCAUGCCAGGGCCCCCGGGGGGAGCGCCUCACCCUGCCCCCCAGACGCCAGGGAGGGCCCGGUGGCUCCACUCCCCCCUCCUCUCCCUGCAAUGCACUUUGGACCCCCGGGCGCCUCCCCGGGGCCCGGCGCACGGUGCCACGGGGGCUCUGCGGCCCCCUUCCCGGGCCCAGCCCUGGGCCGCUCGCCCCUCCCGCCUGCCCUGCUGCUUCCUUCUGUACAUAUUUGUAACAUACGGACAGAGACAAAGGCUAUGCUUCAGAAAUCUAUUUAAGGUGAAGGCCCGACACUUCACUCCGGGGGGGGGGGCGGGGGCGAUGCAUGGAUUUUAAUUUCGGAGCCAUACCCACAUCGUCGUGUAUUUAAACUCCCACCGGUCACUCCUCUCCAUCCGCCAUUUCUACAUUUUUUGCAUGAGUUUUGUUUGUUUGUACAAAUUUUCAUUAAACAACGAUGAAAAGCA
Messenger RNA from Varanus komodoensis (Komodo dragon), 4802 nucleotides. RefSeq names its product calmodulin binding transcription activator 2 (gene CAMTA2). Gene Ontology annotation, cellular component: nucleus. Gene Ontology annotation, molecular function: transcription coregulator activity; protein binding; double-stranded DNA binding. Lineage: Eukaryota; Metazoa; Chordata; Lepidosauria; Squamata; Varanidae. The record is from RefSeq and is a predicted model, not a curated record. Gene Ontology annotation, biological process: regulation of transcription by RNA polymerase II. The transcript is spliced from 22 exons. The coding region runs from base 85 to 4080 and encodes 1331 amino acids.